AUGGCCUCCUCCGACGGUAUCGGCAUUGCGAACUUGCCCAACCAGAGGCAUAAGAUUGUCGCUAAGCGCGGCGCGCACUUCACCAUUAUGGUUGUCGGCGAGUCGGGUCUGGGCAAAACAACGCUCAUCAACACGCUCUUCUCGACCGAGCUCUCCCCGCCCAAGAACUACUCGCGCCGCCACUACAAGCAGCUCGACAAGCUGACGGACAUCGAGAUCAUCAAAGCCGAGCUCGAGGAGAAGCAGUUCAAGGUGAAGCUCACCGUCAUCGACACGCCCGGCUUCGGGGACUACGUCAACAACCGGGACAGCUGGGCUCCCAUCGUUGAUUUCAUCGACGACCAGCACGAAGCGUAUAUGAUCCAGGAGCAGCAGCCGCAGAGGGUGGAGAAGACGGACUUGCGCGUGCACGCGUGUUUGUACUUUAUUCGCCCGACGGGACACACUCUCAAGCCGCUCGAUAUUGAGAUUAUGAAGCGCCUCGGGACGCGCGUGCAUGUCAUCCCCGUCAUUGCCAAGGCGGACACGCUCACGCAGAACGACCUCUUCACCUUCAAGCAGCGCAUCCGGGACGUCAUCACCGCGCAGAACAUCCGCAUCUACCAGCCCCCGAUCGAGGCGGACGACACGCAGAGCGCCGAGCACGCCCGCAUCCUCUCCGAGGCGAUGCCCUUCAGCAUCAUCGGCUCGACCGAGGACGUCCAGACGCCCGACGGCCGCGUCGUCAAGGGCCGCGAGUACCUCUGGGGCGUCGCCGAGGUCGAGAACGAGGCGCACUGCGACUUCAAGAAGCUGCGCUCGCUGCUGAUCCGCACGUUCAUGCUCGACCUGAUCAGCACGACCGAGGAGGUCCACUACGAGAACUACCGCCAGCAGCAGAUGGAGACGCGCAAGUUCGGCGAGCGCAAGGUUAAGAAGUUCAACAACCCCAAGUUCCAGGAGGAAGAGGAGGCGCUGCGCAAGCGUUUCACGGAGCAGGUCAAGGCCGAGGAGGCCCGUUUCCGCCAGUGGGAGCAGCACCUUAUCGCCGAGCGCGACCGCCUCAACAAGGACCUCGAGUCCGCGCACGGCGCUAUCAAGUCCCUCGAGGCUGAGCUCGACAACCUCCAGGUCGGCUACGGCCGCGGUACCGCGCGCCGAUAA
Molecule: messenger RNA, 1143 nt
Organism: Peniophora sp. CBMAI 1063
Lineage: Eukaryota; Fungi; Basidiomycota; Agaricomycetes; Russulales; Peniophoraceae
Source: the annotation of a GenBank genome assembly